Messenger RNA from Musa acuminata subsp. malaccensis (wild Malaysian banana), 1983 nucleotides. Its product is annotated as rhamnogalacturonan I rhamnosyltransferase 4. NCBI's taxonomy places the organism in Eukaryota, Viridiplantae, Streptophyta, Magnoliopsida, Zingiberales, Musaceae. The record is from RefSeq and is a predicted model, not a curated record. Gene Ontology annotation, cellular component: chloroplast; cytoplasm.
CUGGCCCUUUUAUUCGAAUAAUAAGAAUAAAAAAAGAGAAGGAAGUGAAGGUGAUAUUAUUUCGCCGCAUCCAUCACUCUCUCUCUUCUUGGAUACGAAUACCCACAGGAUUCGAUCGAGGACAGGAAAGAUCGAAUCUUGGAGGGGGAGGGGGUGUAUCGGAUUUAGGUUUCUUCCAGUUUCCGAUGAGGCGGCGGUGCGAUGGGAGGCGUCGCCGCACAUUCUGAGGCCGGCGGAGCGCCUUCGGCCAGAGCGGCGAUGCCGCAGCGAGCGCGGCUGCAGGUCUGGUUCCUGACCGUGUGCGGCUGCAUCCUCAUCUGGACGUGCCUGGUCCAGCUUCUCGUCCCCGGGCGCCUCUGGCCCCACGCUUGGGGUUGGAACACGGCGCGGUUGUUCUUGGGCAUAGCCGAGGCUGGAUCGAGGUCCGCUCAUCCGCCACUUGCUCCUCCACCGCCGCUCCCACCAUUGAGAAAUUAUACAAGCAAUGGUUAUCUAAAAGUAUCAUGCAAUGGUGGCUUAAACCAAAUGCGUGCAGCGAUAUGUGACAUGGUGACAGUGGCUCGCUUGUUGAACCUUACACUGGUGAUUCCGGAGCUUGAUAAGCAGUCAUUUUGGGCUGACCCGAGCAAUUUUGAUGAUCUAUUUGAUGUGAAACAUUUCAUCGAUUCUUUAAAAGAUGAAGUACACAUCACUAAAAGGCUACCAAAGAAGAUAAGUGGAAAGGCUUCUAGCAAUUUACUUAGAAUGCGUCCUGUGAGCUGGUCAGAUGAGAAGUACUACUUGCAACAGAUUUUGCCACUGUUCAACAAGUCCAAUGUGAUUCAUUUUAAUAAGACAGAUGCACGGUUGGCAAACAAUCUCCCUAUUCAUCUCCAAAAGCUUAGAUGUCAUGUAAACUAUCAUGCAUUAAAAUUUACUCCUCAGCUCGAGGCACUGGGAAACAGGUUGGUUCAAAUUCUUCAAAAGCGGGGAUUCUUUAUUGCGCUACAUUUGAGAUACGAAAUGGAUAUGCUGGCUUUCUCUGGCUGCACUCAUGGUUGUUCCAAGGAAGAAGCUGAGGAGCUUAAAAGUCUAAGGUAUGCUUAUCCAUGGUGGAGGGAAAAAGAGAUAGACUCUGUAGCCAAAAGGCUGCAAGGCUUUUGCCCACUUACACCUGAGGAGACCACGCUUGUUCUCGAAGCAUUGGGGUUUGACAAGGAUACUGAAAUAUACAUUGCCUCUGGUGAGAUUUAUGGUGGGGAAAAGAGGCUGUCUACAUUACGCGCAGCAUUCCCGAAGCUUGUUAGAAAGGAGAUGCUACUUGACCCAGAAGAUUUACGUCAAUUUCAGAACCAUUCAUCCCAGAUGGCUGCCCUUGAUUAUAUGGUUUCUUUGGCGAGUGAUGUCUUCAUCCCAACAUAUGAUGGGAACAUGGCAAAAGUCGUCGAGGGACAUCGAAGGUAUCUCGGGUUCAGGAAAACUAUCUCCCUGGACCGCAGAAAAUUGGUGGAGCUUCUGGAUCUGCAAAACAACAAGACACUUUCUUGGGACGAUUUUGCAACUUCAGUGAGACAAGUUCUUGAGAAGAGCAUCGGCCAGCCAACCUGCCGAAGAGUUGUUGCCGGUAAGCCCAAGGAGGAAGAUUACUUCUAUUCUAACCCUCAAGAGUGCCUGACAAAUGCAAAUGAAUGCCCUAUGCCUCACAAGUCAAGCUCUGUGAAGUAAAGGUAUCUCGCAGCUUGUUAGCUUCCAUUUGCGAGAGCAGGCCUGCUGUGGGCAGCCAAGACUGGUGAGACACGGCGAAAGGCAGCUCAUGAUUUCCUUUUAUUCUUAUGUUCCAUAGGCCUUAUUCUUUUGUUCAUAGGCGUUAUUAUUUUGUGGUGCCCGGUGCAUCUCGGGUGACCUUAUCGCUGUAAAAUAGUUGCUCGAAUUAUGUUUUAGAUUGCAGCUGGAGUAUCUCUACCAAAUUGUAGAUGCUAAUGAAGUUUCUGUCAAGUUGGCACU